CCUGCGUACAGUUGCAGCUGCAGUCGAAGUCGACCGGACCACAGGCGUAGGUACGCGUGAUACUUAGUAAUUAUUACCAAUAUAUACCUGCAGUAAGCGUUGCACGAGUAACGGACGAUUAUUGUUAAUCGCGGUGCCAAGCCGGAAUAAGACGUGAAUAAUAUUAUUAUCAUAAAAUAAUAUUAUUCGGAAAGAACGCGCCCGCUCACAGGAGACGUCGUCAUGGCUGCCGAGCUGUUCUAUGUAGCGAUGGCGGCCAUGUGCUGCGUGAUGACUUCAGGCAGGCCGUCAGCGACGCCAUUUCUCUACGCUCCGCCGCCGUCCCCGUUGGAAGUCACAACGAUCGCAUCGGAAGCGCCUCCUGGAUACGACUUUGACCAACCUCACGUCGACAUUCAUCAUUAUCAACAGCAGCAACCGAUCAAACACGACGACCACUCCGGUCAUCGCGUGGACGAGCAGCUGCAGCCGGCCGUGGACGUUCCGCCAGCAGUCGGGUCGUCGUAUCACUUCGCGUACGCCGUGGAAGACCCGCUGACCGGGGACGUGAAAAGCCAGAACGAAGUGAGUGACGGCCGUGGCACGGUCAAGGGCACGUACAGCCUGGUUGAACCAGAUGGUUCCAUCCGGGUGGUCGAGUACUCGGCCGACGACGAACACGGGUUCAACGCCGAAGUGAAGAGGAUCGAGCCGCAACACAGGUACGCAGCGACGUCCGUCGACUCGUUCGAAAGUCGACCGUCGUCCGACUUGGGAGUCGGUCAACAUGUCGGCCGUGACGGCGGCGACUCGUCGGUGGAGAUAAUACAGUCCACCAACCAACAGAACAUGCACUUUUAUCUACCCGAACAGUACGUCAUCACGUCGGUGCGACGUUGAUAUUUUUUUGUUUUCUGUUUCGGGUCGCGAUCGAUUCCUCAGAAGUUAAGUGCCGUGACCGUAUUGUGUACAUAAAUAUUAAUAGGGAAUAUGAUAUUAUUAAUACACGACAAUUAUUAUAUUAAUAAUAAUUAGCGUAAAUUUUAUUUUGGUUUCUAGUUGUACCGUCACAAAUCGCGAGCACAUUCUCUGCAUUAAAUUGGGUAGAAAACUUUGCGGCAAGACUUGAAUACCUAUAUUUAUUUUAAAAUUAUUUUAAGCCCCGGGUAUGUACUUUAACAACAAUUAUAUAGGUAGGUACUCACUUAUAUAUAGACCAUAUAACCAUAUAAGACUUUGAAACUCCUCCUUUUAUACAUAUAAAUAUAUAUAUAUAUGUGAAAAUGGAAAUAUUUGUCACGCAUGUUGUCUGAUAAUCUUGAUUUUUUCUUUUUUUACGCGUUAGUAGGUACAUUCGUGAAGCAGAUUUUUAACCGGUUUCCGGUUCCAUGAGUUAAUGAAAAAUGUAAUUAUUAAUUAUUUUAUAUAUCAUAUGAAUCAUAUAAAAUAUAUCAUCUAUAAAACCUUUAUUAUUAUUAUAUUAUAUAGUGUACCUAUACCAUGAAUUAAAAUUUUAUAAAUUAUGACACAAUCAUAACCUGACCAUACUAAUAAGCCAAAAUCAUAAUAAGGUCCUUAAGAAAAAUCUCGGAUUUAUUUCUUCAAUCAAAUAAUAAAAUGAUAGAUAUUCAAAAAUAAUUAUAUUUUAAAUUAGGUAUCUUA
Messenger RNA from Melanaphis sacchari, 1641 nucleotides. RefSeq lists its product as uncharacterized. The transcript is spliced from 2 exons. The coding region runs from base 223 to 879 and encodes 218 amino acids. The record is from RefSeq and is a predicted model, not a curated record. Gene Ontology annotation, cellular component: extracellular matrix. Lineage: Eukaryota; Metazoa; Arthropoda; Insecta; Hemiptera; Aphididae.